CUACAAGCGGCAGAUGCGGAUCCGAAUAUUUCUCUUUUGUAAAUUAUAAAAAGGGCCUUAAAGGCAGCUGGACCCGCGGAUUUUCAGAACACCAACCACCUUACUUACUCUCAAUACAUUUUCAUUUCUCUGAAUCCGAGAGAGAGAGAGAGAGAAGGGCAGAGCCGUGGCUAAAUUCCCAAUCCUAACCCCUACCGAAACCCUAGUAAUGGCCGUCCCCAGCUGCACCGCUUCUCUCCGCUCAUUCGAGUGCCGUACGGAUCCGGACUUCUCCGGCCGCUUUCCUCGCCCGGAGAUCCCCACCUCCGGCGCAUCUCGGUUCUCCUGCAAGGCUGGCGGCGGCUCGGCGAGUCGUGGUUUGUCGGUUCACGGCCUGUCGUCUUCUCUGAUCUAUCGGUUCCCGCCCAACUUCGUCAGGCAGCUCAGCACGAAGGCUCGCCGGAACUGCAGCAACAUUGGUGUCGCACAAAUUGUUGCGGCGUCGUGGUCAAACAAGGAGCUCGACAAUACCCCCUCCCCCCCGGCGGUCAAGGCCGUCGACGCUGCCGCGGCGGCCUCCUUUGUUGCCCCGGUGGCUGAGAAUGUCACUGGCGUCGAGGAGGAUGUGGCUGCUGUGGUGGAUAGUGUUUUAGGAGAAAAUGUACAGCCGGAGGAUUUGACUGAUGAUGUCGGAUACUCUUCAUUUUUGACCAGUCGUGGCAGCAUGGCCAUUCAUGCUGGUGAAAGAUUGGGUCGCGGUAUUGCUUCGGAUGCUAUUACUACCCCUGUUUUCAACACAUCUGCUUAUUUCUUCAAGAAGACUCAAGAACUCAUUGAUUUCAAGGAAAAACGACAUGUGAGCUAUGAAUACGGAAGAUAUGGAAACUAUACUACUGAAGUAUUGGAGCAGAAAAUGAGUGCACUGGAGGGAGCUGAGUCAACAUUGUUUGUGGCAUCUGGCAUGUGUGCUAGUACAUGCUUGAUGUGGGCAUUGGUUCCUGCUGGCGGGCACAUUGUUACAACUACAGACUGCUACAGGAAAACUCGUAUAUUCAUUGAGAAGAUAUUGAUACCAAAAAUGGGAGUAAAGGCCACUGUUAUCGAUCCUGCAGAUGUUGGUGCUCUUGAGGCUGCAUUGAGCAGGAAUGAUGUGACGCUUUUCUUCACGGAGUCGCCAACAAACCCAUUUUUGAGAUGUGUUGACAUUGAGCUGGUUUCAAAGCUUUGCCAUGAUAAGGGAGCUUUGGUGGUUGUCGAUGGGACAUUUGCCUCUCCUAUCAACCAGCAGGCCCUUUCUCUUGGUGCUGAUCUUGUUAUACACUCUGCAACUAAAUAUCUUGCUGGACACAAUGAUGUCCUUGCUGGUUGCAUCAGUGGUCCAACUAAGUUGGUUUCAGUAGUCCGUGAUAUGCAUCAUAUUCUGGGUGGUACUCUCAAUCCUAAUGCCGCUUAUCUAAUCAUCCGAGGCAUGAAGACACUGGAAUGUCGUGUACAGCAACAGAAUCGCACUGCGUCAAGGAUGGCCGAAAUUUUAGAGGCACAUCCUAAGGUGAGUCGUGUGUAUUAUCCUGGGUUGGCAAGUCACCCUGAACAUGAGCUGGCGAAGAAGCAAAUGACUGGUUUUGGCGGUGUUGUCAGUUUUGAGGUUUGUUAUCCCAAAUUGUUGAAACUUUUGUUCUAAUUUGUGUUCGGGGGACAUGAUUACUCUGAUAUUUAUCUAAGGAGUGUAUUUCAUGUCUGUAUUAGGUUGAUGGAGACUUACAUAGAACAAUAAAGUUUGUUGAUAAUUUGAAAAUCCCAUAUAUUGCGCCAUCUUUUGGAGGUGUUGAGAGUAUUGUGGAUCAACCAGCAAUUAUGUCUUACUGGUAUGUGUUUUAUCUAUUUCUCUUGGCUUUCAUUUUUUGUAAGAUUGCUGGUUUUUCCUUCUACAUACAUUGUAGUGUAGCUACUAUUUUGACCUAAAUAGUCCAUGGUGAAGCUGUAUCAAUUUUAAUCCCAGGCUUUUUUAUUCUUUUCACACACCCGAAAAAGAAAAAUCAAAAAAAGAAGCCCCUUGUAUUUGGUGUGAGAUAUGAAUUACCCUGCAAACUCGCUCAUUAAUCCCGUUUCAUCCACUGUCUUGUCACGUGUAUGUAUAGUCUUUGCAUUUCCAUAAAGAAUUUUUGUCUAAGGUGGUUUUGUAUGGUUUUGGAAAUCAGGGACCUUAGCCAGGCAGACAGAGCCAAAUAUGGAAUUCUGGACAACUUGGUGAGGUUCAGCUUUGGAGUUGAAAGCUUUGAAGAUUUGAAGAGGGAUAUCCUUCAGGCUCUGGAUACGAUAUAAAGAAGACAUCUCCACCCACCCCAAUUUUCACCACCCCAUUUGUUUCCUUUUUGCGUUAAUUCUCUUGUUGGGAUGAGUUGUCACUCUAGUUGCUUUUGCUAAGUUCUUUUUGUUUCAGCUAUUGGGAUAAUUGUUAUUGAAUGUUUCUGUUGGAAACAAACAAAUUUGGUUUUGCCCUGGAUAGAAAAGAUUUUAUGUUUUUAUUUGUGAAAGCUUUUAUUUUGUAGCGUUAUUGCUCUUUGGUUUUGAAGUAUGAAGUAAUCCAUAUCUCAUGAAGUGCCAAAGUAGGAGGAUUCAAUGCCAAAACAUUUACAUCACGUCAUCCGAAGCAUAUUCUUGCCAAUUCGAAUCCAUUCACAUCGCAUUAUCCGAAGCUGCUGCUUUUACAUUUUUUGGUACAAG
This is a messenger RNA of Oldenlandia corymbosa var. corymbosa, 2703 nucleotides long. The record is from the annotation of a GenBank genome assembly. NCBI's taxonomy places the organism in Eukaryota, Viridiplantae, Streptophyta, Magnoliopsida, Gentianales, Rubiaceae.